AUGAACAACCAAAAUGAUUCAGAAGAAGAGUAUGUGCCUCCAGGAAAACGAUUAAUCACUCCUCCUGAUGUUGUUGAAAUUGAUCCAAACAUGACAGAACUAUUCCACGUUGGAACACAGGGUUGCAAAGUGACUCGAAUCGACGGAAUAGCUCAUCUCACCAAUCUCACCAGCUUGGUGCUCCGUUCAAACCUAAUCCACAAAAUGCAGAACAUGGAUACGCUCGUCAAUCUAGAAGUGUUGGAGUUAUACGACAACAAAAUCCACGAGAUUAAACACUUCUCCCAUUUAGUGAAUCUUCGUGUUCUCGACCUUUCCUUCAACAAAAUCAAAGAAAUCCCCGAUUUAUCUCCCUUACAACGCCUCGAAGAGCUCUACCUCGCCAGCAACGACAUCGAAGACAUGACCAAUGUCUGCACGCUUCCUUCUCUCCGCCUUCUCGACCUCGGCUACAACUCCAUCCGCCACAUCACCGGCGUCCAGUCGCUCUCUCGCCUCGAAAAGCUCUUCCUCGGCCGCAACAAAAUCGAAACAAUCUCCGGAUUGCAGGGACUUCGCCUUCGCAUUCUCGAUCUCCAGAGCAACCGGAUUCGCUCGUCGCGCGGCCUUGAGACCCUCGUCGAUCUCCAGGAAUUAUAUCUCGCGUAUAAUGGAAUUCCAAAAAUCGAGGGGAUGGAGGCGCUGCGGAGCGUGAACACGCUCGAUUUGACGCAUAAUUACCUCACCGACACGCAAGGAAUGCAAGGAUUCGCCUCGCUCGAGUUCCUCUGGUUGUCGCAGAACCCGAUUGAGACGUUUGAAGCGUUGGAGACACUCGGCGCAUUGUCGCGUCAGUACGGUGUGCUGGAAACGGUGUAUUUGGAACACACGCCGAUUUAUGAUAUGCCGGAGUAUCGAGAAAAGUGCUUGGCGUUGCUGCCGUCGGUGAAGCAGCUGGAUUCGUACUCGACGCGUGUUAGGGAAUAAUUAAUCCUUUUGCUUUGUGGAA
Molecule: messenger RNA, 988 nt
Organism: Blastocystis hominis
Lineage: Eukaryota; Bigyra; Opalinata; Blastocystidae
Exons: 8
Coding region: 1-966 (321 amino acids)
Molecular function (GO): protein binding
Source: RefSeq, a predicted model, not a curated record